Molecule: messenger RNA, 1765 nt
Organism: Morus notabilis
Lineage: Eukaryota; Viridiplantae; Streptophyta; Magnoliopsida; Rosales; Moraceae
Product: protein GRAVITROPIC IN THE LIGHT 1
Exons: 2
Coding region: 356-1675 (439 amino acids)
Biological process (GO): negative gravitropism; response to red or far red light
Source: RefSeq, a predicted model, not a curated record
UUGGAAGCAAAAAAAAAAAAAACACAGUUCUUCAACAAGUAAACUCUGAACUCCAGAAAACCAUCAGCUAUGAGACAGUCACAGCACUCAUAGCUCCUGAAACGUCGUCGUAAAGCUGGCGCUAACACUCUCUUUAGCUCUCAAGAGGCCUCUUCUUUAUCGCGGCCAGUUCACUGCCGGGAAUCUCCGUUUUAUUCUCUUCUUCCAUGGAUGCAAAUAAUGCUUUGCCCAUUUUGAGCCAACUUUUGUAAUUUUCUAGAAAAUUACUCUUUGUGGAAGCCAAAGUCUUGUUUGUUACCAGAUCUGCUAUUAUCAGCCUUUUCUCUUUCCAGGAUUUUAGAUCAUUCUAUAAAGAAUGGAAAUUGUCACCACUAAACCCUUUAAGUCCUCCUCAAACAUAUCUGAAAUAGUCUCCAAGUUUGCCAAGGUCUGCAAGUUGAGAUCCACUGGUGUGUUUCCCUCUGAAAGCAAUGGCGCGGUUGUUGAGGAAAGCAGCGAUGCCACGACAGAGGAGGCAGAAUGCGACGGUGUGAAGGUGCAUCCCCAGCCCAGUGAACCGAAAAGCGAGGGCAAUGUGUGUGGAGACGCAGAAAUAGUGAAGUUGUUCGAUGUUGUUUCAGCUCUGAAAUUGGCUUAUGUUAAGCUUCAGGAAGCUCACAUUCCCUAUAAUCCGAAAAUGAUUGCAGCCGCAGAUGAGCUUGUUAUGGCUGAGCUCGAAGCACUCUUCAAGAUCAAGCGUGCCUACAAGGAGAAGCAAUUCGGGAAGUUGAAGUCGGAUUCCACUCGCCUUGCUCUCCUGCAGGUGAAAACCGAAGUACAGGAGAGGCUGCUCGAAGAAUUGAAGUCUAAAGUGAAAGCUAAAAACUCUGAGGUCACAUGGUUGGUGGAAGAGCUCAAGGAAUUGGAUGUGGGAAAUGCCAAACUUACUGAGAAGAUUAAGCAGAAAAGUUUGGAAAGGAAGUUUGAAAUUUUUUUGAACAUAGGUGGUUUCCAGAAAGCUUUCACGGCUGCUUCAAAGUCAAUACAUGAUUUCGGAAAGCCAUUGAUUAGCUUGAUGAAAGCUUCUGGUUGGGAUUUAGAUCUGGCAGCAAAGUCUAUUGAAGGGGAAGCUGUUUACUCAAGAAGGUCUCACAAGAAGUAUGCAUUUGAAGCCUACAUUGCAAGGAGAAUGUUUACUGGGAUGUCAUUGAAAAAAUGUGAUGCUGAUUAUGUAAGGAGGUUUGACGACCCGAUUGAUGCUUUGAUCGAGGAUCCCAAAUCAAAUUUUUCAAAAUUCUGUGCGGAGAAGUACCUAUUGGUUGUUCAUCCAAUGAUGGAAGCGUCAUUCUUUGGAAACCUGGAUCACAGGACAUUUGUGUCGAGCGGAAAGCAUCCGAGGACACUAUUCUACCAGAUAUUUGCCAGAAUGGCAAAGUGGGUUUGGGUGUUACAAGGCAUUGCAGGCUCAUUAGAUCCCAAAGCAAAAGCUUUUACUGUCAAAGGAGGCAGUGACUUCUCAGAUGCUUAUAUGGAAUCCGUGGAGGACGACAAGGAAUGCGAAAAUGGUUCGGUUCAAGGCCAACUCAAGCAGAGAGUUGAGUUUAUGGUAAUGCCUGGUUUUAAGAUUGGAGAGACAUUGGUGAAGUCCAGGGUUUAUGUUUCCAAAUUUAUGGAAUCAUCAAAUGGUAAAUACUAGAUGAAGGUGCUAAAACUAACUGGUAAUUUAGCAGAACCUAAUUGUCUCCUGUUUUGAAGAUGUUAAUACUUAGCUCUAGCUACUUAGAAC